Limanda limanda (common dab) is the source of this 2432-nucleotide messenger RNA. Its product is annotated as solute carrier family 28 member 3-like. Gene Ontology annotation, biological process: pyrimidine nucleoside transport; purine nucleoside transmembrane transport. The coding region runs from base 4 to 1977 and encodes 657 amino acids. Lineage: Eukaryota; Metazoa; Chordata; Actinopteri; Pleuronectiformes; Pleuronectidae. Gene Ontology annotation, cellular component: membrane. Gene Ontology annotation, molecular function: pyrimidine- and adenosine-specific:sodium symporter activity. The record is from RefSeq and is a predicted model, not a curated record. The transcript is spliced from 17 exons.
AGGAUGGAGCUGAAUAUAAUAGAGGAGACAUGUCAGAAAAGAGGAAUCAACAACACGGCCUUUAAGUCAGAGGAGCAGGAUCAGAUAUACAUUGACGUGAACAGUGAUGCGGAGACUGCAGAAGAUGUACAGAAAAUGUCUGAAGAACGGGAAAAAAGCUUGCUGGAGAAGAAAAUGGAGGCAGUCCAGGGCUAUUUGGCAGAACACAGAGACCAGAUCCACCUGUUUAUACGCCUGGUGUUAGCAGCAGGAUUUGUUGGCAUGGUGAUAGCGGCAUGUGUUCUGAACUUCAACCGGGCAGUCGGGCUUCUGGUCCUCUCCUUGGUAACCGCGUUCUUUCUGGUCUGGGAUUGGACGAUGAAACGCUAUGGCGACCGGGUGUGGGAGCAGCUCUGUCCUAUCAGAGACCUUCUAAGUAGGAACUGGUUCUGGAUCAGAUGGUGUAUAUAUAUGUUAGUACUGGUGGCGGUUGUGUGUUGGCUUGCACUGGACACAGCCCAGCGGGGCACCAGACAGCUUAUGUCUUUCUUUGGUUUGCUGCUCUUCAUCUUCUUAAUCGCACUCUUCUCAAAACAUCCAUUCAGAUGGUCUCCGCAAACUUUGCUCUCUGGGAUUGGACUACAGUUUGUCGCCGGUCUGCUGACUCUCAGGACCACAUUUGGAUUGCAGGCACUGGAAUGGCUUGGAAAACAAGCUGAAACUUUUAUGGCCUUCACAGAUGUUGGGUCUCAAUUUGUGUUUGGCGACAGUUACAAAGACCACUUCUUUGCCUUUCAGGUGAUGCCUAUCGUGGUGUUUAUAAGCUCUAUGAUCUCAAUCCUCUACUCUAUCGGCUUCAUGCAGUGGCUCAUUUGCAAGCUAGGAUUUAUAAUGCAAGUCGUCAUGGGAACAUCUCCAACAGAAUCAAUGGCUGCAGCAGGAAAUAUAUUCUUGGGACAGACAGAGACACCCCUCCUGAUUAAACCUUACCUCAGUGAGCUCACUCUCUCCGAGAUGCACGCUGUGAUGACGGGAGGUUUUGCCAGCAUCUCCGGUAGCAUCUUAGGAGCCUUUAUCUCCUUCGGGAUUGAGGCAUCACACUUGUUGACAGCAUCACUGAUGUCCGCUCCAGCCUCGCUCGCCAUUGCCAAGACGUUCUGGCCUGAAACAGAGAAGACAGCUGCUAUCAGUGACCAUGACCUCAAACUGAAAAAAGGAGAGAGUAAGAACGUGUUGGAGGCGGCCUCCCAAGGUGCAGGUUGUGCUGUUAGUGUCGUGGCCAGCAUUGUGGUCAACGUCAUUUCCUUCAUGGCACUACUCGCCUUUUUGAACGCCAUCCUCUCCUGGCUGGGCGGGAUGUUUGAUUGUCCGCAGCUCAGCUUUGCGCUUAUCUGCUCUUAUGUGUUCAUGCCUCUCUCGUUCAUGAUGGGCGUCUCCUGGGAGGACAGUUUCAUUGUCGCGGAGCUGCUCGGCAUAAAGACUUUCCUCAACGAGUUUGUGGCCUAUCAGAACUUGUCAGAGUUAAUCAAGAGGCGGAAGGCAGGAGGGCCAGAAUAUGUGAAUGACGUGAAGCAGUAUAUUUCUGUCCACUCUGAAACCAUCGCAACCUACGCUUUGUGUGGAUUUUCCAACUUUGCCUCACUGGGGAUGGCGAUUGGAGGGAUGUCGGCUCUCGCUCCUGAUCGACGGUCUGACAUCUCCUCCUGUGGCCUCAGAGCUCUCAUUGCAGGCAGUGUCUCCUGUUUGAUGACAGCUUGUAUUGCAGGUAUCUUGUACAUCCCUGAUGUCCAGUGUCCCCAGUUCCUGAGCACCGAGUUCAGCAAUGCCAAUGUGACCAGUAGCACGCAACUGGUCACCUGCUGCACACUGCUGUAUAACAGUGUGACGGUGCUUGAGCCAUGGAACGUGACGGCCGGAGAAGGAUUCAGUCAGAGCAGCCUGUUAGGCUGCUGUACACUCACACCCCCGACACACUUCAACUGCAGCUCUGUGUUUUGAAUCACUGUCGACAAAAACACACAAACCUGUGGUAGAAACAUGUGCUGCUUGUUUUUUAGGUAAACUGUACAGUUGAAAAUGUUCCUUUGAGAUACUUGCACUUUACUUGAGUGUUUCCACAUUCUGCCCUUUUAUGUUUCUGCCACUGUAGUUCUGAAGAUGAUAAAACACUAUGAUAUUUUUUAGAUAAUUUAUGUUACUUUGCAAAUUCAGAUGAACAAAAGGCCUGUAAAAUGUCAUCAACAAAUACGAUAGAUUAUUGUAGAUUGACUUGAUUUAAUUUACAGCAGUCGGCUCACAACCCACCCAGCAGUUUUUAUAGCAAUUAAAUCAAUUCCAUCUUUACUAAUUGUAAAAUUAAAGUGACAGUUCAAUGCAUGGAUUUUUGUAAAUAAAUUUCUGGAUUUCUUACUGUACUGUGAUAUUGCAGCUUAAUAAAAAAGCUUAAUAACUUA